Messenger RNA from Lepisosteus oculatus (spotted gar), 2090 nucleotides. It is a transcript of the gene fosl1a, whose product is annotated as FOS like 1, AP-1 transcription factor subunit a. Gene Ontology annotation, molecular function: DNA-binding transcription factor activity, RNA polymerase II-specific; RNA polymerase II cis-regulatory region sequence-specific DNA binding. The record is from RefSeq and is a predicted model, not a curated record. Lineage: Eukaryota; Metazoa; Chordata; Actinopteri; Semionotiformes; Lepisosteidae. Gene Ontology annotation, biological process: regulation of transcription by RNA polymerase II. Gene Ontology annotation, cellular component: nucleus.
GAAGGAAUCCCGGGGACACGGGGAGGAAACUCACCAUAUAGGGUCAUCUACGUCACCCCCUCGUGACCAGAGAGCGGCACCUCCUCGGCCGGCACCAUUUCCCGUCAGGGGGUGUGUGUUCUUGGAUGCCCAUCUGAUUUAUGAGUCUCGGCGCCCAGUCCUCUUCUCCCAGUCCUGCUGAGACGCUGAAGAAUUAUCUGCGAUACCACGCACCACAUCCUGUUGUCGACAUAGCUGGAAGAAGAUCUAGGUGGAUUCAAAACAGAGCCCAGGAGAGUGCUUUCCCCCCUCCGGGUGAAGUCCGUAUUGGAAUCGCUCUAACUCAUUCAUAAGAAAAGACCCGGGCGCUGCGGGUGUGAGUCAGAGCGGUGUGCUGGUGACAUCAGGGAAAACAGCGGAGGGUUCCUGUACCAAACCCGGCGACUGUGCUUCAGUAGUGGAAGAGUCGACCGUUACUACAGCGGGGAUGUUUCGGGAUUACGGAAGCAACUGCAGCGGGGGCAGCGGGGGGCCGUUCGGGGGCCCCGGAGCGAGCAGAGCCCCUAACCCGGGAGGAGCGGACCGGUCCGGCGCGGCGCAGCUGCAGAAGCAGGGCGGCUCGGACACAGUGCCCUUCGUGCCCAGUCUCAACGCCAUCACGUCCAGCCAGGACCUGCAGUGGAUGGUCCAGCCUGCCAUGCUGUCGGGGCCACAGGGAUCCCCCCGGUUGCCCUACUACCCCUGUGCUGCCCCACUGCCCCUGCCCGGUGCCUCCGGCCGCCCAGGGGUCAUCAGAGCAGUGGGUGUGGCCGGCAGUGCCCGGAGAAGGCACGACGAACAUCUGUCUCCGGAGGAGCUGGAGCGCCGGCGCGUCAGGAGGGAGCGGAACAAGCUGGCAGCAGCCAAGUGUCGGAAUCGCCGUCGGGAACUGACCGAGACGCUGCAGACCGAGACGGAUGAGCUGGAGAGUGCCAAGUCGCGGCUGCAGAAGGAGAUCGCCGAGCUGGAGAAGGAGAAGGAGAAGCUGGAGCUGGUUCUGGAGGCUCACCGGCCCAUCUGCAAGAUCCAGGAGUCCGACUCCGACUCCGACCCCCCGCCGGGGCUGUCCGCCCUGCGCCCGGUCAAGAGUGAGCCGGCCAGAGCCAGGGAGCCACCUUCCUCCUCCUCCUCCUCCUCCUCCGCCACGGCCCAGACCCAGGGGCGCCCCAAAACCAGGCUGCCCCCCAAGAUCCGCCUGCCCGCGUCCUCCGCGCCGGACGCCGAUGCCCUGCACACCCCCGUGCUGCUGACCACGCCCUCGCUCACGCCCUUCACUGCCAGCCUGGUCUUCACCUACCCCCCCAGCCCGCUGGACUCCGGCGCCGGCGCCGCCGCGGCCCCCCCCGCCGCCCGGGCCCAGCCCUGUGGCGCCGCCCACCGGCGCAGCAGCAGCAGCGGGGAGCAGUCGUCCGACUCCCUGAACUCACCCACCCUGCUGGCGCUGUGAGCCGGCCCGUCACCACGGCGACGGCUCCGAGCCCGAGCUGCUCUCCCCGCCGACAGCAGGGGGCAGCGGAGUCGCUGGGGAACACGGGGAAAGGCUUCCCAAGGCGGGGACCGGGAUCCGGAGGCUCUGCGGAUCGGGAGCCAGGGCCGCAAGAGUCGAGGCGGGAAUUUCAUCCUCGCUCCUGGAGCAGCCUUUACACAAAGGGUGGUGGGAGGGUUCGACAAGAGGAGGCCCUUCCCCGGAUUCCUUCGAGAGCCACCGGGAUCGGAGAUCCUCGCACCAAUUAGCAACUGGGCAAUAAACGCGCUGGGCGGACUGGAGGGCCCCUUGCCUGUGUGUGAUGUUUCCAGUCAGAGCAGGGUUAGGGUUAGGGUUGCUAAUCUCGCUGAUUUCACUGACAGGCCUCACUAUAAGCUGUUCCCGAGUGCAACUCGCAUGUCUGAGUCUCACGCUAGAGUCUCCUUGUACCUUUUUUACAGAAUAUCACCUACUAAAUCAGAAAUUAGAGAGAUAUAUUUAUUGCAGAAAAAGAUAUUUUUGUAUAACUUAUUUUCAUAUGACUGAAAUUUAUGGAUGUUUGUGUUUUUGCAAGCUGAGUUAUGAAAAUAAAGCGAAGGAAAGCUGA